UCCCCCAUCAUCAGACAAGCAGAGUAGAGCAGGACAGAGAGAGACGUGAGCCAACAAGUGCAGAACAGAACAACUCCACAAAGAGAAGAGAGAGGAGGAUAGUUCCCUUUGCAAGGACAGAACAAGAGAAGAUAAUCAAGCCUUUCAGAAAACACCAACAGGAGAAGAAAUAUGAGACUGCAGCACAUUUAAAUCCUCUAACCUUCUUUGCUCACCAACUGAGGACUUAUUUGUAGUCCCAUUUUAUGUUGAAACAGUUAGAUUUCUUUCCCAUACUACAAGAGGCUACACACUGAUUGUAGAAAACCUCACUGUGUAGUAGAACUUUUUGAAGAGAGAAGGAGAAAGUGGGAGAAGGAAAGAGAAAAUAAGGCUUUUUUGGAGCCAGGAUUUGAGAAGCAGGAGGCUGCAGAGAUGGAGAUCAUGCCCGGGAGAGGAGCUUGUUCUGGGGCAGGCAUGGGGAGGUUACCUGGGUACCUGGUGUGUGUGCUGGUUCUCUGUGCCCUGGUGACAGGCUAUGCCAGCACAUGCCCUGCCCUGUGCACCUGCACUGGCACCACAGUUGACUGCCAUGGGCUGGGCAUCAAAACCAUGCCCCGGAAUAUACCUCGCAACACAGAGAGAAUUGCUGGAGCCCAGCUCCGCCCACAAGGUGGGAGAGAAGAAGAGGAAGGACCAGAUCAAGAACCUCAUCACUGGCACUGUCUGGAAAGAUCUGGGCCAGCAAUUUAAAAAGGAGGUACAUAUCAGAAAUCUUCGGUCUCUCUUUAAGAAGCCCAAGCUGGAGAAAAGGGACAUUGUGGAGCCCAGUGAGACUGGAUCACUAGCAGCUCUCUUCUCCCCAACACAGGAGGACAUCUAGGAGAACAUAACAGCACAGAGAGGCUCUCAGACUGGACUAACACACACACACACUUUCUACCCUCCCCAGUGGAAAUUUAGGAUUGGCUCAUCAAGGGUACAACGUCUCUAUCCUAUUGGUCAACAGUAGGAUGAAUGGACUCUACAAACUGUGGACAAAGAGAAUCAGAAUAUUCUGUCAUGGACUGAACCCUGCUAACUGGUCAUACAUAUUUAUCCAAAUAAUGUGUCUGUCUGCCUUGAUCGAGAAAAUGGGACAAUGUGUCUGAAGAUGAUGAAGAUGAUGGAUAUUGUCCUUCAGAGGACAUGGCUGCUGCCAUAAACCCUGCAGGUUGUAAAUGGUAACAACACAUUGCAUUUACACAGCUCAUAUCUUCACUAGCACAACACAUUUAACUUACAUUGUGUUUUUGGUAUCUCCUCUAACAUGGGCCAUCCACCUGGCUGCUAAACAUAGAGAUUGAUAGAGGACUCAUCUUUAUAUCGGUGUCAUUAUAGCGUCUGACAGCAUUGAGAAUUGAGGCUACAACCCAGGGUCAAGUAGUCAACUGGGUGGGGAUUCCUAUUUUAAAAUGGUGGAUGAUGGCAAUGCCCAAGGGGUGAUACCCAUGAUGAGUCCUCUAUCUAUGUCUACGGUGCUAAACAACAGCAGCAAUUUUGUGCCAGAAGAAUCUGAAUGGAAUCCAGUGAGCAUUUCUGAGGUGGGAGACUUCAGAGUAUCUGUAUAAGGAGAGCUGUCAUCAAGUCAAGGUUUUGUACAGAAUCAUUACUCUGUUGAUGGAUGAAGUAGAACUGUCAUUAAUGUGAAUUUAUGUUUGUUUGUUCUAGUUCUCCCAGCUAUGAACUGAUGAGAAACCAGCACUACAUUCCUCUUAUGUUAAAGGGAUAGUUGGCUGCAACAAGUCUUGUCAGACAUUAUUGUUAAAAACUGACUUGUGGCUCAUAUUUUAUAAAUCUGUUUUGAAGGUGACAUUGUUUCCACUUGGAAAAUAUCUACAAGCCUCAAUCAGGGGACAAAGUAUUUAAAAUUGUAGUGCUUUUUCUAUUUAGCUGUUUUUAGACAAAAGUAGACUAGAAAGUCAAUUUAAAUGGUUGAUUUGACCAUUUGCUGUGUUAUGCAAUGGUCUACAAAUAUAAGUAUUAUUUUGAAAAUGUUCUAGCCGUGUUGUGGGGGUAAAAAAUAAUAUUUAUAGUUAGAGAAAUAAAACAUAUUUUAAAUGUUGGAUGUUAAAUAUUUAAACAGGACCAGAGACUUGAAACUCCACCCCCGAGUCCAUGAUGACUAAAGUUCAUCUCAGUGCUGUAACUUUAAUAACUCUCCAGGACUCAUGUCUGUCUGACACACAACAACACUGGGAUUUUAUUUAGAUUGUUCUGAAAUAUCAGGGUGCUAAACCAACCAAUACAAGGUAAUAUCAUCAAGACGGUGAACUUUACAUGCAUCUUCACUUGCUUUGAAUAACGUGUCCGUUUAAGAGAGGACGUUUUAAAAGUGAAAGUGAAAUUAACUUUCAGAUCUCAUACCAGAACAGGGAGUGACACCGUGUGAGAAAAUGGCUUCUAGUUCAUCUCUCCCAGAGGAGGAUUUCUCCUGUACGGUGUGCCUUGACAUCUUUAAGGAUCCUGUCAUUUUGCCAUGCAGCCACAGCUUCUGCCAAGCCUGUCUAAAGGAAUGCUGGAAAGACGAGGAAUCUCGGGAAUGUCCAGUUUGCAGGAGACGAUCGUCUAAGGAUCAUCCCCUUAUAAACCUUUCUCUAUUGAACCUGUGUGAGGCCUUACGGGAAAGGAGACAGACAGAUCCAACCACAGGGUCCAAGGUGCUCUGCAGUCUACACAGUGAGAAACUCAGUCUGUUCUGUCUGGAGGAUAAAGAGCCCAUCUGUUUGGUGUGUCAGGUCUCAAGGAAACAUAAAAAUCAUGACUGCAUCCCUGUAGAUGAGGCUGUACAGGAUCACAAGGAGGAACUCCAGACUGACCUGAAGCCCUUACAGGAGAAGCUGAAGGUCUUUAAUAAAGUUAAACAAACCUGUGAUCAAACAGCAGUGCACAUUAAGAGCCAGGCCCAGCACACAGAGAAGCAGAUUAAGGAGGAGUUUGAGAAACUUCACCAGUUUCUACGAGAGGAAGAGGAGGCCAGGAUAGCUGCUCUGAAAGAGGAAGAGAAGCAGAAGAGUCAGAAGAUGAAGGAGAAGAUUGAGCAGAUCUACAGAGAGAUAUCAUCACUUUCAGACACAAUCAGAGCCAUAGAGGAGGAGCUGAAAGAUGAAGACAUCUCAUUCCUGCAGAACUUCAAGACCAUGAAGGUAAGAGCCCAGUGCACAAUGCCAGAUCCACAGCUGGUGUCAGGGGGGCUGAUAGACGUGGCCAAACACCUGGGAAACCUGAAGUUCAGAGUCUGGGAGAAGAUGAAGGAGAUCAUCAAACACACUCCUGUGAUUCUGGACCCCAACACUGCAUCCUCCUGGCUCUGUCUGUCUGAUGAUCUGACCAGUGUGAGUCAAACUGGCCCAAAGCAGCAGCUCCCUGACAACCCAGAGAGAUUCAUGAAGUAUGCAACUAUUCUGGGCUCUAAGGGGUUCAGCUCAGGUAAACACAGCUGGGAGGUGGAGGUGGGGGAUCAUCCUGACUGGAACCUGGGCGUGGCUAAAGAGUCAGUUGACAGGAAGGGGGAUGUUUAUAUAUCACCAAAGUAUGGAUUCUGGGCUAUACUGCAGAGGAGUGGUAAGUAUAUUAAUGGAAAGGGAGAGACCGUCCUCCUGAAGAAGAAACCCCAGAGGAUCAGAGUUCAGCUGGACUACGACCAGGGGGAGGUGUCCUUCUACGACUCCAAAGACAUGACACUCAUCUACACUCAUAAAGACACAUUCACUGAGACUCUCUACCCGUACUUCUCUAUUGGAUCAGCUGGUGAUGCCAAAAGCACUGGUGUACAGAUCUGCCAAUCAGAGGUAUCAGCACAUGUCAGUUAAACAUGCUGUAUUGGUUAAUUAGUCUAGUUAAUCUAGCCAGCUAUCUAAACUAUUCAUCAUGACCGAAUUACUAACCUUGCAUGCAGGGUACGUGCCCAGGGGCCCUGACCUCCAGGGAGCCCCAAUUGAUUAUGUUGUGUAGAAUUGCAUGAAAUGAUGUGUAAAACUACAAAAUAAUUGUUCUGUAAUGCAAACUCAUAUGUUUACUUUUUGUUAAUAAAACUCUUGUUCUGCAAA
Molecule: messenger RNA, 4067 nt
Organism: Oncorhynchus mykiss (rainbow trout)
Lineage: Eukaryota; Metazoa; Chordata; Actinopteri; Salmoniformes; Salmonidae
Source: RefSeq, a predicted model, not a curated record